Paramecium sonneborni is the source of this 1070-nucleotide messenger RNA. The record is from the annotation of a GenBank genome assembly. NCBI's taxonomy places the organism in Eukaryota, Ciliophora, Oligohymenophorea, Peniculida, Parameciidae.
AUGCUGGAUGAUAUUUCUAGUUCAAAGAGUUGUUUAGAACUAGAUCUUGGGCCUGAGAACUAAGCUCAUUUUUUAGAAAAGUAUUUUUAUGAUUUGAUCACUGAUAAUUGUGAGCAAUUAUUAACAAAUACUUUAUAUAGAACCUUAAUUGAACAAAUUUAAGAUAAGAAAACUUUAGAAACAAUCUUAAGUAGAUAUAUUUAAGAACAAAUUGAUUUGUAAUAACGUUAAAAGAUUCAUUCUAAAUAUUUUUUUGCCAAAUAAUCUGUUUCUCUAAAGAAAUUAAUCUAAAAAUUCAGACAAUUAUUAGUUCCAGAAGAAAAUAUUAAUAAUACUAGUAGUACAUUAAGUUAAUCAUUUGAAAAAAAAAAUAAAAGUGGAUUUUUCCAAAAUUCAGAUUUUUUAGAACUCUAUCAAAACGAAAUUUUUAGGGAUUUUGGAGAAUUGAACAAAGGAGAGUUAAUUUAUAUAGAUGUUAAAUUUCGUAUUACAAAUUCAUAAUUAAAGGAAGAACUUUACAAAAUAAGAUCUCAUAUAUUAAAAUAGUUGCUUUAUUAAACAAACACUGAUGAAAAGUAAAAAUUUAUAUUGAUAUAGUUUCUUUUAAACAUUUAAUGAUUAUUAUCAAAUGAAAACAAUUACAGUUCUUUUGUUUGUUAAUGGAGAUAUUAAUUUUGAUUAUGAAAAAUAUUUUGAUUUAAAGGAAUUAUAUGUAGGAUAAAAAAAAUUCUAGAUUAAAUUGAAAGUAAAUUAUUUACAUAUUUUUUAAGGUAUGUUAUGUUUCAGCUAACAGAUUGUAGUCAAAUUUUUGUCUUUAAAACAACAUUAUGAAUCAUUCAAUUACUUAAUAAAAUAUGGCAUUUUAUGAAUUGAAAAGAUAUGGAUAAUGCAAAAUAAUUAUCAAUAAAACAAUUGGGGAAUUAAGAAAGAUGAAAUAAAAAGCAAAUUAUAGGAUUUUUAAAGAUUAUAAAUUUUAUAUUUUGAUAGGAGGAAUAGCAGCUGUUGGAUUAUUGUGGAAUGCCUUUUCUAAAUAGGAGAAUAAUGCUAGAAAAAUAUUUAGAUAAUAAUGA